Acaulospora colombiana is the source of this 621-nucleotide messenger RNA. Lineage: Eukaryota; Fungi; Glomeromycota; Glomeromycetes; Diversisporales; Acaulosporaceae. The record is from the annotation of a GenBank genome assembly.
AUGCCAUCUUUGAUUAGCCCCGCCAACGUUUUGCGAGGCCCGUCAUCAGGGGGCCCUCCUGGCGCUGGUGCUGGUGCUGCAGCUACGUUGUCCUUGUUCUCCGUAGGUCCUUUGACAACGAAUACGCUUGGCAUCACGCUGGCCUUGAGUGGGGAUUUGGCCUCUCCAGCGCUCCCAUUCGCAUGGGCCGGUGGCGUGCCUGCAUCUGUGGUCGUCGCGGGUGAAGAACUCGCUGAUAACAAGGAUUUCAAUAGCUGCGAUCCGGGAGAAGGUGCUGGGAGGGGUUUGUAUACGGACGAGCUCAAAUUGGUGAUGUUGGACUUGCGAGGGGUGCUAGGAGUCGCGGUUACCGCGGGUGAGGCAGGGGCCGCUGGACGGACCUUGAAACACGACCUCGAGAUAAAGUUCCACUUGCCAGGGUCAUUGAAGAUGGCCACCCUCCGAGAAGCGGGGCCUUUGUUAAUCCGACGAUGCCUCCAGCCCACUUCGCAAACAGGCAUCCGGAUCAGGACUGUCUCGACUGAGAAGCAUGCCGCGUCCACAGAGGCUAUCAAAGAAUGCCUGUGUGUUCUCAUACUGGAUCAUUGUCACCAAUCCCAGUACGAGAAGGCGGGGGAAUAG